GUACUCAACAUUUUUUUUCUUGGACAAUAUUUUUCUGUAGCUUGCUCUCAUGCUCAGAGCGAUGGAAGCCCUGUCUUCCUCUUUCCUUGCAACUCCAUUAAUAAUGUUUCCUCCUCGUCGCUCAUCUCUUGAUUAUGAUGUUUCCUCAUCAUUUAGGUUUAGUGCAAAGAGCUCUCAUCAUCACCCUAACUAUUUCACUCCCAACUCCUCUAAUAAGCUGAUAAUUCACACUGCUCAAACACUUGAUCAAACUCUCAAGAACAAACCACGGCCUGUAGGCCGCAAGAUCAAGAGAAAGCACUCCUCCUCACUUGCCAUUAUCUUCAAAACAUUAGAUGAUCUCAUAUGCAACUUUCUUGACUUACCCCUUCGACAUUCUAUCGAUCCCAAGCGUGUUCUCUCGGGCACGUUUGCACCGGUGGAUGAACUCCCCCCGACCCCCUGUGAGGUGGUGGAGGGCUCCCUCCCUAGUUGCUUAGACGGUGCAUACAUUCGCAAUGGCCCCAACCCUCACUUCAUCCCUCGAGGUCCUUACCAUCUCCUUGAUGGUGAUGGGAUGCUUCACAUGAUUAGAAUCUCCCGAGGUGAAGCCACGUUUUGCAGCCGCUAUGUCCAGACUCACAAGUACAUGAUAGAGCAAGAGAUCGGGUACCCAAUUUUCCCCAGUGUUUUCUCAUCCUUCAAUGGUUUCGGAGCUUCCAUCGCUCGUUCUUUCUUAACCCUCGCAAAAAUGCUUACUGGGCAGUUCGAUCCAAUAAGACAUGGCUUUGGCGUGGCGAAUACUAGCCUUGCUCUCUUUGCUGGCCACCUUUUUGCUCUCUGCGAAUCCGAUAUUCCCUAUGCAAUAAAAGUUACACCAGAUGGAGAUAUAGUCACCAUCGGCCGCCACGAUUUCCAGAGAAGCAGCAGUGAGUGGUUCUUCAGGAUGACGGCACAUCCCAAAAUCGACCGGGAGACGGGGGAAGCCUUUGCCUACCGGUUCCACCCUUUAUGGCCGUUCCUGACGUUUUUCAGAUUCGACUCAGAGGGAAAGAAACACAAGGAUGUCCCAAUGUACUCCGCGGAUGGACCGACACUUACUCAUGACUUUGCAGUUACCAAAAGCUACGCCAUAUUUCCUGAUGUACAGAUAGUCAUGAACCUGUUGUGGAUUCUGAGGGGAAGAUCACCAGUCGGAGUUGAUCCCUGUAAGGUGCCACGACUCGGAAUUAUCCCGAGAUAUGCAGAGGACGACAGCGAAAUGCAGUGGAUUAAUGCGCCGGGAUUCAACAUGUUGCAUUGUUUCAGUGCAUGGGAAGAGGAUGGGGGCGAUAUAAUUGUGAUAGUGGCUUCAAAUGCUGUCAAAGUUGAGCAGGUCUUGGAGAGGAUUGAACUGGCGCAAUUGACGAUAGAGAAGCUGACGAUAAAUGUGAAGAGCAAGAGCUUGCAGAGGCAUCCCUUGUGCACCAGAGUUCUUGAUUUUGCAGUCAUAAAUCCAGCUUAUGCUGCAAGGAAGACCAGGUACAUAUAUGCAAGUAUAAUCGAGUCAAAGUCGUUGGUUGGUGUGGUGAAACUAGACUUAUCACUAACCAUGGUUGAUGGUGGCGACUGCACGGUGGCUAGCCGCUUCUAUGAGCCAGGCUGGUGUGGUGGCGAACCGUUUUUCGUGGCCGGGGAUCCGAACAAUCCGACAGCCGAGGAGGAUGAUGGUUAUUUAUUAACUUAUGUACACAAUGAGAAUGUUGGGGAGUCCAAGUUCCUGGUAAUGGAUGCUAAAUCCCCUAAGCUUGACAUAGUUGCCGUUGUUAAGCUGCCAUGUUGGAUUCCUAGUGGCUUCCAUGGCAUCUUUCUGUCUGAAUCUGAUCUCAACAAACUUUAAGAAUUUAUCGCAUGUAUUAUUAAAUAAGGAUGUUUUGA
Molecule: messenger RNA, 1896 nt
Organism: Sesamum indicum (sesame)
Lineage: Eukaryota; Viridiplantae; Streptophyta; Magnoliopsida; Lamiales; Pedaliaceae
Product: putative carotenoid cleavage dioxygenase 4, chloroplastic
Biological process (GO): carotene catabolic process
Cellular component (GO): chloroplast stroma
Molecular function (GO): carotenoid dioxygenase activity
Source: RefSeq, a predicted model, not a curated record